AUAAAAAAUAAUUGUAAUUAAUUAUUUCUUCUGUUGUCAUUAUACUGAUAUGACUAUUUGGUCCAAUUAUUAACAUUAUUGCAAAUUUACUUAUACGUGCAUUUCUAAUGAGUAAAUAUCUAUAUUAUUUGCAGAAAUGAUCAUUCAACAUAAUAAUUUUCGACGUAAUCUACUUCCGGAAGAGUCCGACAGACAUUAACGCAAUACCAGUCAUGAAGCCAAUCCUGUACAGAGUCGAGACAUACAUCGUGCCCGGAAACGAGAACUUGUCGGUGAUUAAUGAGCUCGAUGAUCUCAAGAUUGCGAAUAAAUUUAAUAUCAAGGACGAAAGCAUAUUCGAGAAGAAUAUACAAAACGAGGAAGAUGCGUCGCUUGUUUCGCAUAAGAAAUGCGAGGAAUUAGCGAGGUUCUCCGUCGAGAACAGCAAAUUGAUUGGCAUAAAACUCGUGAAAGGUUUAGCAAGCGAAAACGAGACACCACGCGAUGAACACUUCGAUGACGAUAUCGUUAAAUAUUAUAACGACGAGAACUAUUGUCGUUCUAACGAGCGUAUACCGAAAGCGGAGUUUCAAACAUCGAUUGGACCGCAGGAAGCAUUGUAUCCUGCGAGACAAUUCAGCAGAGUCAACAGUUUGAUGUCGAUCGACGAGAGAAGCGAAAGCUCCUUAGACACCAAGGUGAGUGAUUUCUGCCGUCACGGUUACAAGAACGGCUGCACCGCGUCGAUACCGUCGCCCGAGGAGGUCAGUGAAGAGAUCUUCCGAGAGAAUUGGUUGCAGAAAAUCGAGAUCCUGAGGAAUCGCGAAACUAUCCUGAGAGAGCGGGAGAUAAAUCUGCAAAAGAGAGAGAGGGAGCUGUUCAGGAAAGAGAAGGAACUGAGAAUCACGGAGAGGAUUCUCAAUGAUAAAAUGAAGCAGGCUGAUCAACAGCUAAAACACCAAAGAGACACACUAGUGGGACAAAGGCUAGAGAAGGUGGCAAAAAUCUUAUCCGUCGACGUCGAGAAAUCCGAUAAUCUUGCGAAAGAAACAACUCUAAAGAAAGAGGAUGUCCCGAAGAAAGAAGAUAUUCUGAAAAAAGAAAUUCCAAAGACAGAAGAGAUUGCGAUUGCGAGAAAAGAAGAUAUUGCAAGAAAAGAAGAGAUUGCGAGAAAAGAAGAUAUUGCAAGAAAAGAAGAGAUUGCGAGAAAAGAAGAGAUUCUAAGAAAAGCAGAGAUUCCGAAGAAAGCGGAAAUUCCAAAAAAUCCGCAACCUAUCGCCAAUCCGUGCGAGAGAAGAGAAGAAUCUCAUAAAAAGAUGACAGUUCCGAUGCGUUCAAAUUCAUCGUCGAGGAAGUCCCUUUCGAGGCCUCAUUCGUAUGCCAGCAUAAGAUACAAAGAACGACCCAAAAUAAAUUACGACGACAUGAACUCGACAUUGUCAGCCGCCAGCGUAGACACACCCAAUAUGCGGACGUCGGUGCUGUUCGAUCCGACGCAUUACAGGAAGCCAAAUGCGUUCAUGAGGACGACGAGCGAGAGAUGGCCCAGGCAUAAGGAUGUCGCGGGGAGCCUGCAAAGAGUAGUCGAGGAGAGACCCGAGCAUGUGUUCGAGGAUAAAAUCUUCCAGAAGGUCAGUGAUAAUAUAUGCGCUUGGCAGGAGAGGCAGACGAAGUUUCAGAAUUACGGACUCGUGGACUUUCUUCCGAGGGAUGUCCCAAGCAGAACGGAACGUAAUUGCGACAACGAAGACAAGCUAUCCUCGUAUCUUGAUCUGGCAAUCGCCGAGAGGCACAACCGCGGAGAUCUGGUCAGCGUUUCUAAAGACAGACUGACAUCCUGUACCAGCGAAACGAACGAGAGGCUGCAACAGAAGCACCAGGUGUGCAGUUCGAUGAUCAAAUGCUCGGUUGAGAGUAAGGAGAAUGUGUGCAAUACGCGCUGUGUUACCGAGAAGAAGACGAAAAAAAACACUAAGUCGAAAAAAUUCUUUCUGUUUCGUUAGCACGUUCUUGUGGUACUAUUAUUGAUACAUUAUGUAAAACGAGAAUGAUAAUUCGUUCAUAAGAAUCUCUGAACAUUUGUGAUGAUCUCAAUUUAAUAUAAUGUUUUAAAUUUAAUGUACCUAAUUUUUACGCAGCUUUUAUAAGUUUGUGUAUAUAUCGAAUUUAUUAUGCCAGCAAAAUAUUCUGUAUUUUGCUACGAAAUCGCAGUCGGUAGCAAUCAUCCAGUGAUAAAAAGAUACAUCGAUGCGUUGACAGAAAAGAUAUCUCAAACUUAACAAUUUUUCAGGAUACGUAACUAAAAAGUUUCUCUUUAUUACCAACAAUUAUUGCGAAUUUGAUCAGACAAUAAGCGAUACUUCUACGUUUUAAUGGUAAAUUCAAAAGACUACAAGUCUGUCGUUAAAAUAUAUAUAUGUAUAUAUAUAUAUACAUA
Messenger RNA from Wasmannia auropunctata (little fire ant), 2416 nucleotides. RefSeq lists its product as uncharacterized. NCBI's taxonomy places the organism in Eukaryota, Metazoa, Arthropoda, Insecta, Hymenoptera, Formicidae. The transcript has a single exon. The coding region runs from base 213 to 1982 and encodes 589 amino acids. The record is from RefSeq and is a predicted model, not a curated record.